AUGGAGUGGUACCAACCAGGGGAUCUCAUCAUUGGUGGGAUCACUUCUCAGAUUGUUUACCAUUUUCAAGAAAUUCUCUUCGAGGAAUGUCCCUAUCAGGACUUGUCUCGGGAUCCAGCUAUAGUGACUAAGUUCUACCAACAUCUCGUGGCCUUGACGUUUGCUGUUAAGGAGAUCAACAAGAACCUGAAGAUCUUGCCAAAUGUCAGUCUCGGGUUCCACAUCUAUGACUCCUACAAUGAUGUUCGAAUGACCUAUCGUUCCUCUCUGGAUCUCCUCUAUACAUUGCAUAAAUAUUUUCCCAAUUAUAAAUGUGAUAUUCAGAAAAACUUAAUAGCUGUCAUUGGAGGACUUAGCUUGGAAGUUUCUUCCUACAUGGCAGGCCUCUUAGGUCUCUACAAGAUUCCACAGCUCACCUAUGGCUCAUUUGCCCCAAAAGUGAAGGAUCCAAGAGAUUUGCCUUCCUUUUUCUCCAUGGUCCCAAAUGAAGCUCAGCAGUAUACGGGGAUUAUCAAAUUGCUUCAGCAUUUUGGAUGGAGGUGGAUUGGGCUCUUUGCUGUGGAUGAUGACAGUGGAGAUCAUUUCUUGGAGGUGCUGAAACCAUUGUUUUCCAAGCACGGUAUCUGCUUGGCAUUCACAGAAAGACUCUUAAAUCAGGACCACUGGCAUAACUUGGAUGACAUAUUUGAUUUAAUUAACCGAGUAUAUCUCCCUUUCACUAACAGCAAGGCCAGGACAUAUGUGCUCUAUGGAGAAUCUUUUACCAUUAUGGCACUUAAUACUUUCCUGUUUUUGGCCAAUCCUGAUUACAAGGAAAAUAUUUCAUUUAGAAAGGUGUGGAUCAUGACAGCCCAAGUUGAUUUUGCAUUAUCAGGUCCUCAAAGAUCCUGGGAUUUCCAGUUCUACCACGGUACCAUUUCCUUCAUGAUUCACUCAAAUAUGCUUUCAGGAUUCCAUGCAUUUCUUCAGGAUAGAAAUCCUUACUCGACGCAAGGAGAUGGUUUUCUCAAGGAUUUCUGGGAACAAGCAUUUGACUGUACAUUUCCAAAUCCCCAGGGGGCAUUGCAAAUCAAUGAAAUGUGUACUGGUGAGGAAAGGCUGGAGAGUCUCCCCGGGCCUGUGUUUGAAACGUACAUGACUGGCCACAGCUACAGUAUCUAUAAUGCUGUCUAUGCUGUGGCCCAUGCUUUGCAUGUCAUGUGCUCAUCUAAACCCAACAGCAGACCACUUGUGGACUGCAAACGAGUUGCACUUCAAGAUCUUCAACCUUGGCAGAUCCAUCCAUUUCUUCAAGGCAUCUCAUUUAACAACUCGGCUGAAGAAACAGUGUUUUUUAAUGGUGAGAUGGAAAUGGGCACUGGAUUUGACAUUACCACCUUGAUCACAUUCCCAAAUAAGUCCUUCCUCAGGGUGAAAGUUGGAAGAGUGGAUCCAAGUGCACCUAAGGGAAAAGAAUUCGUCAUCAAUGAGGAGAUGAUGGUGUGGCAAACAAGUUUUAACCAGGUGGUGCCCCUUUCCUUGUGUAACGAUUACUGCGACCCUGGUUAUCAUAAGAAAAAGAAAGAAGGGAAGCCAUUUUGUUGCUAUGAUUGUGCUCCAUGCCCAGAAGGGAAGAUUUCAAACCAGAAGGAUGCGGAUGACUGUGUCAAAUGCCCAGGAGAUCGAUACCCAAGCAAGGACCGUAACCAAUGUAUUCCCAAGAUGCUGGGCUUUCUGUCUUAUGAACAACCUUUGGGGACUGGGUUAGCCUCCAUUGCACUUUCUUUGUCCCUAGUCACAGCCUUAGUGCUGGGAAUUUUCAUUCAGUACAAGGGUACCCCAAUUGUCAAAGCCAACAACAGGGAUAUCACAUACACUCUUCUCAUAUCUCUCCUGCUCUGCUUUCUCUGCACCUUCCUGUUUCUUGGACUACCUAGGAAAGUGACUUGCUUCUUAAGACAAGUGGCUUUUGGUAUCAUCUUCUCAGUGGCUGUUUCUUGUGUGUUGGCCAAAACCAUCACUGUGGUUGUAGCUUUCAUGGCCACCAAACCGGGGUCCAGCAUGAGGAAGUGGUUGGGGAAAAGACUGGCCAACUCUAUCCUUCUUUCCUGCUCCUUCAUUCAAGCGGGCAUUUGUAUGGUGUGGCUUGGAACCUCUCCCCCUUUCCCAGAUCUGGACCUGCUCUCUUUGACUGAAGAGAUCAUCCUAGAAUGUAAUGAAGGCUCUGUCGCUAUGUUUUAUGUUGUCCUGGGUUACUUGGGACUUCUCUCCCUCAUCAGCCUCAUUGUGGCUUUCUUUGCCAGGAAGUUGCCAGACAGUUUUAAUGAAGCCAAGUUCAUCACCUUCAGCAUGCUGAUUUUUUGUAGUGUUUGGUUGUCGUUUGUUCCAACCUACCUGAGCACCAAAGGGAAAUACAUGGUAGCUGUGGAGAUUUUCUCUAUCUUGACCUCCGGUGCUGGGUUGCUGGCUUGUAUCUUUUCCCCUAAAUGCUACAUUAUUCUGAUAAGGCCUGAGUUGAACAACAGGGGACUGCUCACCAGAAGAAAGAAUUAA
Gekko japonicus is the source of this 2532-nucleotide messenger RNA. RefSeq names its product vomeronasal type-2 receptor 26-like. The coding region runs from base 1 to 2532 and encodes 843 amino acids. Gene Ontology annotation, biological process: G protein-coupled receptor signaling pathway. Gene Ontology annotation, cellular component: membrane. The transcript has 7 exons. NCBI's taxonomy places the organism in Eukaryota, Metazoa, Chordata, Lepidosauria, Squamata, Gekkonidae. Gene Ontology annotation, molecular function: G protein-coupled receptor activity. The record is from RefSeq and is a predicted model, not a curated record.